Molecule: messenger RNA, 1086 nt
Organism: Symbiodinium natans
Lineage: Eukaryota; Dinophyceae; Suessiales; Symbiodiniaceae
Source: the annotation of a GenBank genome assembly
AUGGCCCUUGGCAAGAUGCGCGUCUUCCUGGGCUCCCAGGGUGCCCGGCGUGCCUGGCGGCCGUUGCCGAUUCAGGUCGUGGCGCGGCCGCCCUUUUCCAUGGGCGCGUCCACGGUGGCCAGCGCGCAGAAGGCCUCGAAGCCCGGGGUGUCCGGGUACCUGCUGCGGGCAGUCUGGGGAGGCGUGCGCGGGGUCUGCACCGUCACCGGAGGGGUCAGCUUGACAGCCUUCGGGCUGGUGGUUUGCCCCUACGUCACUUCCCGGUCGCCCAUCGGAGAGGAAGAGCGGGCGGCCCUCGAGCAGGACUUGCUUGGGAUUGUGGCCUUCGACGAGGGUCGGGACCUGCUGACGGCCUCGCAGCUUUGGGCCGCUGUGAGGGAGCUGCGGAUGCCGCCGGUGUCCUUCCAUGACUUGCAGCGUCCGUUCUUCUUUCACCUCUUCGAGUGGGUCGGGCGCUUUACGUUUGCGUGCUACUCUGAUGCCUCUGGCGUAAUGACCCUGGAUGAGUUCAAGUGUGCGGUUCACAAGAUGAUCGAUCUGGUCCUGGAGGUGCACAGCCAAACGCAAGGGCAGGCGGCUGCUCCUGUCGAAGCACGGGCCCAGGCAGUCCGUGAGCUGACUCAGCACGUGGUUCCCGCUGUCUUUCGUGUCCUGGACUUCGACCAAAAUGGAAACAUCGGUGCCCACGAGUUCAUUCGGGGCGCCCUCUUGCUGCUUGCAACCGUGCAGGGUGCGCCCUUGGAUACACCGCAGCUGGCAGAUUUGGCCUUUCGAGUCGUCGACACGGACGCAGAUGGCUUCGUCACCAGCGCCGAGCUGCUGCGAUGGGUGAAGCUGUCCCUGGAGCAUGAGGUGACUUCGCAAGAUCUCCUCCACGAGCCCCGAGGACCUUUCGGACUGUUUGGAACUCGAACGCUGACGCCAGCGCAGCUGGCAAAAAGAUGGCACACGGAGGCUGACUACGAUGGUGAUGGCAAGCUCCUUCCACAGGAGUUUGCAAUCCUGGCUCCGCGACUUCGCAUACAUCAGACCAUUAGUCGGAUGGCUGGGCAGUAUGCAGAGAAUCGCUUGCCAGCAGCAGCCUAG